AUAUAAGCAAAACAAGAAAAAAGAUUAAUUAAUUGUUUUAGAUUUCAUUGUGAUUAUUAGCCAUAUCAGUUUUUAUAAUUAUCAUAACAUUUAAUGCAAAUUACAUAAGUAAAAAGAAAAAAUUGUUUUUGUAAAAUCUAAAUAUGUAGAAGAAGAAUAAAGGAACGGAAAAUAAACAACCUCGACCACAAAAAUUAAAACAAAUAAAUUAAAUAGCUAAAAAAAUAAAGAACCGACAUACCUACAAAAGAAGAAUAAUAAAUAUAAAUAAUUAAACAAUACAGUUGUGCGAUAGUUUUGUUAAUUUGUUUUUUAAAAAAAUUUAGCAACAAAGGUUUUUAAUCAAAUCAUAAUACGCGUGUCAGUGUAUGUGUUUGUGUUGCACAAUUAUUAAACAUUGUGUGGUGUUAAUUAGUUUCCUUUUCCGUUGUUGCACACUUCAAAUCUGAAACAAUAGGUUCCCAACUUGAUAUCUAUACAAUGGCCUGGGAGCAUUUGCGACCGGGCAGUUCACCCGUCGAUUGGUGUGAAGGCAACUAUUUAAUAUCGGCUAAUAUUGCAGAAUUUGUAAAUACGAUAAGUAAUUUUCUGUUUUUAUUGCUGCCGCCGGUAUUAAUGUAUCUAUUCAAAGAAUAUGGACGAUUUGUUACACAAGGCAUUCAUGUACUUUGGGCUCUACUUAUAAUUGUUGGUCUUAGUUCCAUGUAUUUUCACGCUACUUUAAGCCUCAUCGGUCAACUGUUGGAUGAAUUGGCCAUAUUAUGGGUAUUCAUGGCAGCCUAUUCUCUGUUUUGUCCUAAAAAAUAUUUUCCAAGAUUUUGUAAAAGUAACAGACGUCUAUUUAGCGUACUAAUGUUUGUAUUCGCACUAACAGCAACAGGACUUUCAAUAUGGAAGCCUAUAGUUAAUGCUUUUGUAUUAAUGGGAAUGGGUGUACCCACUAUGGUUAUGCUAUACAAGGAAUUAAGGAGGGUACAGGAUCAACGUGUCUACCGUUUAGGUCUACGAUCGACUGCAGUUUGGUUAAUAGCCGUAAUCUGUUGGAUUAAUGAUCGCAUGUUCUGUGACGUUUGGUCUUCAAUAAGUUUUCCAUAUUUACAUGGCUUCUGGCAUGUUUUCAUCUUUAUAGCUGCAUACACUGUGCUCGUUGUAUACGCCUAUUUCUAUGUGGAAAAUGAAUUGCCGCAGAGGAGGCCACUGCUAAAGUAUUGGCCCGUUAAUGAUUUUGAAUUGGGUAUACCAUUUAUAAGUAUACGAAAUCCGGGUAAGGAGUUUACAAAUAAUAUUUAAAACUCUAGAGUCCAUUAUUUUAAAUUAAAACAAAUAUGUAUACAUAAGUGAUACAUACAUAUGUACAUUCAGGAAAUCCAAUGCUUCGAUUUAUAACGAAUGUAAGUGUCUUGUUGGUAUUUAAAAUAUAAAGCUUCUAAUUGCUUAGAAGUGUUUAUGUUAAUUGUUUGUUAAUGUUAAACAAAUUAUUUGUCCAAACCCAUUAACGUUAAAAGUGAUAUAUAUAAAACAUGUUGCACAAUUGUUUUUAUUUUUAUUAAAAAUAACAAAAUACAAG
Calliphora vicina (urban bluebottle blowfly) is the source of this 1567-nucleotide messenger RNA. RefSeq names its product alkaline ceramidase (gene bwa). Gene Ontology annotation, molecular function: hydrolase activity, acting on carbon-nitrogen (but not peptide) bonds, in linear amides. The coding region runs from base 481 to 1290 and encodes 269 amino acids. Gene Ontology annotation, cellular component: membrane. Gene Ontology annotation, biological process: ceramide catabolic process. The record is from RefSeq and is a predicted model, not a curated record. NCBI's taxonomy places the organism in Eukaryota, Metazoa, Arthropoda, Insecta, Diptera, Calliphoridae. The transcript is spliced from 4 exons.